Molecule: messenger RNA, 346 nt
Organism: Antrostomus carolinensis (chuck-will's-widow)
Lineage: Eukaryota; Metazoa; Chordata; Aves; Caprimulgiformes; Caprimulgidae
Gene: TEX261
Product: testis expressed 261
Exons: 3
Biological process (GO): endoplasmic reticulum to Golgi vesicle-mediated transport
Cellular component (GO): Golgi membrane; COPII-coated ER to Golgi transport vesicle; endoplasmic reticulum membrane
Molecular function (GO): COPII receptor activity
Source: RefSeq, a predicted model, not a curated record
CCGCUGGACUCUACUACCUGGCGGAGCUGAUCGAGGAGUACACGGUGGUCACCAGGAGGAUCAUCAAAUACAUGAUCUGGUUCUCCUCAGCCGUGCUGGUUGGUCUCUACCUCUUUGAACACUUCCCCGGGUUCAUGGUGGGCGUGGGGCUCUUCACCAACCUGGUCUACUUCGGUUUGCUCCAGACCUUCCCCUUCAUCAUCCUGACAUCCUCCAAUUUCAUCCUCUCCUGCGUGCUGGUGAUAUUCAAUCACUACUUGGCGUUCCAGUACUUCGCUGAGGAGUAUUACCUGUUCUCUGAGGUGAGGAGUCACUCCCUGUUCUUCCAGCCAACGUGGAGAUCCUG